Vicia villosa (hairy vetch) is the source of this 1991-nucleotide messenger RNA. RefSeq lists its product as uncharacterized. Lineage: Eukaryota; Viridiplantae; Streptophyta; Magnoliopsida; Fabales; Fabaceae. The coding region runs from base 543 to 1877 and encodes 444 amino acids. The transcript has a single exon. The record is from RefSeq and is a predicted model, not a curated record.
UUGAAAAGUAACUUGCUCACCACAAACCAUUUUUUGUCUUUUAGUGCUUCACUCGUUUUCUUCAUUUUUUUUACCAUUCUCUUUCACUCUUCCGAAGUUAUGGUGUGUGUUUUUCUCAUGGAUUUAUUCUGAGUUAAAGUUUCAAUCUUUUCUUCUGGGGUUGUGAGAUUCUGUAAGUAUCUUAGUUUGAAGCUUUCUUGUUCAUGAGGUUCUGAAAGGUGUUUUUUUUUUCAUUGUUGUUGUGAAGUUCGUUGAAAAAUUUAUGCUUUUUUUGUUUUGAGCAUUUGGGUUUUUGAUUCUGUUGUAUUUGAACUGUUUGUUUGUUGGUUUGUGAGAUGGGUUUUGGAGAAAGGCUCAAUUUUGAUUUGUGGGUUGUUUUUGUUUGAAGAUCUUGAGGGUUUGAGGAUUGAAUUUAGGUAGGUUUUUGUAGAUUUUAAGGUGUAGUUUGGUGGAAAUCAGUGAAGAAUGUGUGUGGAAUUGGAUUGAUUGUGGAAUAGGUUUGUUGGUUUGAUUUGAUUUGAUUUUGAUGUUAUUGAGGUGAAAUGGAAGGGAAUUUAUCACAGGGAGGUAUAAUUCAAGGUGGUGGUAGUGGUUCUUUUGGUUUGCCGGGAUCGAUGCGAGUUCAUCGUCAAGCGCCGAUGAACCAACAUCAAACUCAUCCUUGUCAAGGUUCCGCGGUGCAUUCGUCGAUUCGUGAAGGUUUUCCUCUUACAAUGGGGACAUUGCAGAACUGUGAUCAGAAGAUAGGGAUGAAUGAGUUUGGUCAGGGGGAUAGAAACAAAAACUCGGCAAGUGAGGAGGAUGAGCCGGAGGAAGGUGGUGAGGGUCAUCAGCAAGAGGGGGCGAGAGGGAAAAAGGGGUCGCCUUGGCAGCGUGUGAAGUGGACUGAUAAGAUGGUGAGGCUUUUGAUAACAGCGGUUUCUUAUAUUGGCGAGGAUGGGACUUCAGAAGGUGGUGGUGGAGGAAGGAGGAAAUUCGCGGUUUUGCAGAAAAAAGGUAAGUGGAAAUCUAUUUCUAAGGUUAUGGCUGAAAGAGGUUAUCGUGUUUCGCCUCAGCAAUGCGAGGAUAAGUUUAACGAUCUUAAUAAAAGGUACAAAAGGCUUAAUGAUAUGCUUGGAAGAGGAACUUCUUGUCAAGUUGUUGAAAAUCCCGCUUUGUUGGAUGUUAUCGAUUUUCUUAACGAGAAAGAAAAAGACGACGUUAGAAAAAUAUUAAACUCGAAACAACUCUUCUAUGAAGAGAUGUGUUCUUAUCAUAAUUGUAAUAGAUUGCAUUUGCCGCAUGAUCCCGCAUUGCAACGGUCCUUGCAGAUAGCUCUCAGAAAUAGAGAUGAUCAUGAUAACGAUGAUGUGAGAAGGUCCUAUCAUGACGACCACGACGAGGAUAGUCACGAUAUGGAAACUGAUGAUCAUGAUGAGUUCGAAGAGAAUUACGCUUCACAUUGUGAUAGUCAAGGAAUCUUCGGAGGAUUGGGAGGAUCUACGAAAAGACUAAGACAAGGCCAAGGUCAAGGUCAAGAAGACGCUACUACUUUCGGGAACUCUUUAAAUUGUCAGGAGUAUAACAAAAGUUUGUAUCCUCUUGGACACAUCGCGCAACCUGACGGAAACCAAGCUUUACCCGAAAAUAUGAGAGCAGCUUUGUUACAGAAGCAAUGGAUUGAAUCUCGUUCGGUUCAGUUGGAAGAACAGAAGCUACAAAUUCAGGUUGAGAUGAUGGAAUUAGAGAAAGAAAGAUUCAAGUGGCAGAAGUUUAGCAAGAAAAAAGACCGAGAGUUGGAGUUGUUCAAGCUGGAGAAUGAAAGGAUGAAGAUUGAGAAUGAACGUAUUGCUUUAGAGCUAAAACGGAAGGAGAUCGGCAGCACCAGCUUUAACUAGGUUUGCUGUUUUGCAACGGCACUUCUUUCUUUCUUUUUUUCCGAAAAAAUUAUUAUUUCUCGAAUAUCUAUGAUAAACUGUGGUAUAUUUUGGUGUCUCUAAGGAGAUAAUUAA